GGCGUUUGAGUGGUGCACGUGCGCGGAAUUGCUUGGGUUGCCUUUUUGAGAAAAAAGUUGUUGUUUCGGAGUGUAAUACCUAUUUGUGUGUGUUUUUGUCCCUCUGUGUUGUGUACUGUCCGUUUUGUGAUUGUAUUGUAAGUAUUUACAUUAAAAGGAGGAGGUGGCAACUACUCGCAUGUGAGUCAGGUGCCCCCUUCUCCUAGGCUCUGCAAAAUGGAGUCCGACCAAUUUGAUCCAGGGAUCCCUGGAUUCAUUGAAAACCCACCUUCACCAGCUUACCACAUGGAAAUUGAGGAAACUCCGUCUGCGGUUUCCCUGGAUCAAAUUCUCGCUCCAAAUGCCCCUACUAAUUCAAACUUGUCAUUAACUACCCCGAGCAAUGCCCUCAAAAUUAACAAAAUUUCCAAAAAAAGAGAAAUUGCUGCAGUUAUUUCUGGAGGCUCUAAUUUGAACAACCAGGACGAUGUUUCUAAAAUCCCCCGUACAGAGCAUUAUUUACUGGCUAAUAUGACACCUGCUCAUGGCACCCCUCAUCAGAUAAAUGCAUCCUCCCAGCUGUCUAAUCCAGCCCCCCCUGCUAAUCAGUCAUCAACCCCGACACAUGGAGCUCAGAACACAGGUGUGGAGAAUAAUGAAAGUCCACCCUCUCAACCAAACUCCCAAGACAUUGCCCUUACCCCCCCCCUCCCAGUUUCAAACACGAAAUGCGUAUCUAGACUCUGAUAAAGGUCCUUUUAUUGUACAUGUGGCCCGCGAAGCUACGGAGGCCGACUCCGGAGCUUACUUGCAUCCGGUUAAAUUUGGCCAGCUGCUUUACACAAAUGGCGUGACUAAUAUGAAGGAUGGUGGUAUAAAAAAGAUAGGUCGAAAUAGGCUUAGUAUUGAAUUCAGGUCUGCUGCUGGUGCUAAUCAAUUUCUCUCCAGCUCUCUGGCCACCAAAAGCUGUAAAAAGUUUAUUCCCUCCUACCACAUAACGAAGACUGGUAUUGCCAGAAAUAUCCCAACAGAUUUUUCAAAUGACGAUCUCCCAAAUUUGAUAAGGACUCCAUAUGGCUGCGGUAAGGUUGUGAAGGCGAGACGAUUAAAUUUCAAGAAAAGGAACCAAGCUGACAACACUACCCAAUGGGCCCCGUCAGAGACGGUGGUGUUGACGUUUGACGGCCAAAUCCUUCCUGACAAGGUAUUCCUUUUUAAUUGCGCAUUAGAGGUGGUCCCAUAUUAUUACCCAACUGUCCAGUGCUACAAAUGCUGCCGAUUUGGCCACGUACGGGCCCAAUGCCGUUCCCGCCCUCGCUGUUUUAAAUGCGCUCAACCACACGAAGGUAUUACACAAAUUACCGAUAUCCUUAUGUUGGACUUCUUAUGAUCUUCCCUCAUGUCAGCCGUGUGAAGCUCGAUACUCGUUUUUGGCAGAAUUGUGCUUAACUGCGCGGUAGCCAUAGACAAAAGA
This is a messenger RNA of Cydia pomonella (codling moth), 1453 nucleotides long. RefSeq lists its product as uncharacterized. Gene Ontology annotation, molecular function: zinc ion binding; nucleic acid binding. The record is from RefSeq and is a predicted model, not a curated record. NCBI's taxonomy places the organism in Eukaryota, Metazoa, Arthropoda, Insecta, Lepidoptera, Tortricidae. The transcript has 2 exons. The coding region runs from base 545 to 1369 and encodes 274 amino acids.